CAAAACCUUGGCUUGCAGCCAGGGCCCACAACCUUGGCCCACGGCCUUGUUCUCUUUUCCAGUAAAUAGCCUUGUUCUCCAUUAAUCAGUUGAUUCCUCCCUUAGAGUACGUCAGGGCCCCUGUGUUCAGAGUGCGUCGGGGUCCCUGUGUUCUGAUUGAUAUGAUUACUCACUAUUCACUUCUUUGUUCUCAUUCUCUAUUUAAACUCAUGCUUGUGCUUCAAUAAAUGAGACUUGAUCAGAGCCCUGUCUUGUCUCCAUUUCUCUUGUCACUUGCCUCAUCCACAUCCCCACUCCCCAAUCCAGGUACUUCAUGGCAGUUUCCGCAGGUCGGAACCGAGUCAUAUUGGUGCCCAACAUGGGGCCUGGAUACUGGGGACAACGUGAGGGACAUGACGGAGGAAAAAGGGGUGCGCACCCGCUCAAAUAAUUCAGAGACGUCAUGGGAGCCUGCCGCAACCGAGCUGAAGACUGCAAUGGCCUCCACUUGCUGCAUCCUGCUCCUCUUGAUUGGUCCCGUUUGGUCGCAGAUGGUGUUACAGUGGGAAUUCCAAGUUAAAGAGGGAAAAACAUACUCUGAUGACAACAUGCAAAUCAUCGGCACCAUCCGCUGCCCAGUGAAGGGUUGUCAAACAACCGUCAUCAUUCCAUUCGCUCCGUCUAUUUUAUCCUCUAAAUCGAGAUCUAAUAUAUGUUUCACUUAUAAUAGACGCAGGUGCCUUAUAGAAAGUAAUGAUAAGGGUCAAUUCAUAAUUCGUGUAAAUGACCCUUGGGAUGACAGGUGACAGAAGGGAGUUUGAGGAAGAGUUUUUGAAAAUAAUGGGUUUGCUUUACUCCCGGCGGGGUUUUUAAAUAUUUCCCGCCAGCUGGUCCCUGCUACCAUUGAUAAACAAGUAAGACAGGUUAUUAUCAUGAGUGAGACUAAGCUUCAGUCUGCCAUACAGUCAAACUCCACCUUCAAUCUUGCCCUUUGGCCCAAUUAUUUAAAUUUUGCUCUACAAUUGAUGAAUCUUUCUAAUAUCAAUACUUCAUCAUGUUUGUUAUGUGCCUCUUUGGUUCAGCCUUUAUUGACCGCUGUCCCUGUUAACAAUCCCUUUGCACUCAGUACUGAUACCGCUGGCACUGCACCUUCUCCCCCCAUGUCGUCAAUUCCAUUGCUUCGUAAUCCUGCUCAAAAUAUUUCCCUCUGUUAUAUCACUACUACCUACAUUUCCCCCUCCUUUGUAUGUCAUAGUAAUCGCUUUGUCAGUUCACCUCUUUAUGCUCCCCCUCUAGUGUCUUUCUGGUGCAAUGGAUCCUUGUAUCAACAGAUCACUACUUCCUCUCCAGGACCCUGUGUAUUAAUUACUAUUGUACCCCAACUAAACAUGUAUUCGCCAGAGGAGUUCGCCUGGCUACUCCGCCCACACAUUAAGAGAGGAGUGUUCAUUCCUUUUGCAAUCGGGAUAGGAUUUACCAUCUCUGCCAGCCUUUCUGCAGGGGCCUUAGGACAUACUCUCUAUACUGCAAAGGAAUUCAAUUCCCAAUUACAACAAGUCAUAGAAUCCACAGCCAGUAGCCUUGCGUCCUUGCAACGCCAGCUAACUUCCUUGGCACAAGUUGCCCUUCAAAACCGUAGAGCCCUUGAUCUUAUUACUCCUGAAAAGGGGGGAACUUGUCUUUUCCUACAGGAGGAAUGCUGUUUCUAUGUCAACGAAUCAGGAUUGGUGGAGCAAAAUAUACAGACCCUGCAGACCAUCAGCUACAAGCUGCAUAAUUUUUAUCAAAGUCCUUCUAGAUGGCUGGAUUCCCCUUUCCUUUCUUGGAUUCCCUCCAUGAUUCCAUCCCUCAUUAUCCUCCUACUUCUUCUUACACUAGGGCCAUUGUUAGUGAAACAGCUGUUGGUCUUUAUUAAGCAGCAAAUAGAGGUUCUCCAUGUGGCUAAACCCAUACAGGUCCAUUACCAUCGCCUUGAUCAUAUGGAUCAUGAGUUGAUAGGGACAUGUUGCUAGAUGGCACUACUAGCCAUCCCCCUUGAGAGAUGAACUGGACAGUCAAAGAUGGGUACGUGAGAAUCCCCCCUUGUUGGCAAC
This is a messenger RNA of Nannospalax galili (Upper Galilee mountains blind mole rat), 2072 nucleotides long. Its product is annotated as endogenous retrovirus group FC1 Env polyprotein-like. The transcript is spliced from 2 exons. The record is from RefSeq and is a predicted model, not a curated record. Lineage: Eukaryota; Metazoa; Chordata; Mammalia; Rodentia; Spalacidae. The coding region runs from base 228 to 785 and encodes 185 amino acids.